Molecule: messenger RNA, 1113 nt
Organism: Oncorhynchus masou masou (cherry salmon)
Lineage: Eukaryota; Metazoa; Chordata; Actinopteri; Salmoniformes; Salmonidae
Product: procathepsin L-like
Exons: 8
Coding region: 48-1064 (338 amino acids)
Biological process (GO): positive regulation of apoptotic signaling pathway; positive regulation of peptidase activity; immune response
Cellular component (GO): lysosome
Molecular function (GO): cysteine-type endopeptidase activator activity involved in apoptotic process; cysteine-type endopeptidase activity
Source: RefSeq, a predicted model, not a curated record
AUAUCAUCACCCUGCUACUGCAAAUUGACGGGGAAAACUGUUUGACCAUGAUGUCCCUGUACUUGGCAGUGUUGGUGCUCUGUAUGAGUGCUGUGUAUGCGGCCCCUAUGUUUGACUCUCAGUUGGAGGGCCACUGGCACUUGUGGAAGAACUGGCACAGUAAGAACUACCAUGAGAGCGAGGAGGGCUGGAGGAGGAUGGUUUGGGAAAAGAACCUGAAGAAGAUUGAGAUGCACAACCUGGACCAUUCUAUGGGAAAACACUCCUACCGUCUGGGCAUGAACAACUUUGGUGACAUGACCAACGAAGAGUUCGGGCAGCUCAUGAACGGCUACAAGCAGACGACUGAGAGGAAGUACAAGGGCUCUCUGUUCAUGGAGCCCAAUUACCUGCAGGCCCCUAAAGCUGUGGACUGGAGAGAGAAGGGCUACGUCACUCCCGUCAUGGACCAGGGCACAUGUGGGUCUUGCUGGGCGUUCAGUUCCACCGGAGCCAUAGAGGGCCAGCUAUUCAAGAAGACUGGCAAUCUGGUGUCUCUGAGUAAACAGAACUUGGUGGACUGCUCCAGACCCCAGGGCAACGAUGGCUGUGAAGGAGGACUCAUGGACCAGGCGUUCCAGUAUGUAAUGGACAACGGUGGCCUGGACACAGAGGCGUCCUACCCCUAUGUGGGCAAGGAUGAUGAACUUUGCCACUACCGACCAGAGUUCAGUGCCGUCAAUGAAACCGGCUACGUGGACAUCCCCAGUGGCAAGGAGCACACUCUGAUGAAGGCUGUGGCGUCUGUCGGCCCCGUCUCUGUCGCCAUCGAUGGCAGCCAUGAAUCUUUCCAGUUCUACCAUUCUGGGAUCUAUUAUGAGGAGGAGUGCAGCAGUGAGGAGCUUGACCAUGGAGUUCUGGUGGUGGGAUACGGUUUUGAAGGAGAGGAUGUAGAUGGCAAGAAAUUCUGGAUUGUCAAGAACAGCUGGAGUGAUAAGUGGGGAGACAAAGGCUACAUCUACAUGGCCAAAGACAGAAAGAACCACUGUGGCAUUGCCACGGCAGCCAGCUACCCACUGGUCUAGUGUUCUACAACCUGGAGGUUCUAGUACACUAGACCUUAGUUUUGGAAAU